Molecule: messenger RNA, 7335 nt
Organism: Lodderomyces pseudojiufengensis
Lineage: Eukaryota; Fungi; Ascomycota; Pichiomycetes; Serinales; Debaryomycetaceae
Gene: TOR1
Product: phosphatidylinositol kinase-related protein kinase
Exons: 1
Coding region: 1-7335 (2444 amino acids)
Biological process (GO): protein phosphorylation; negative regulation of macroautophagy; TOR signaling
Cellular component (GO): TORC1 complex; TORC2 complex; nucleus
Molecular function (GO): protein serine/threonine kinase activity; protein binding; protein-containing complex binding
Source: RefSeq, a predicted model, not a curated record
AUGUCAACAACUGUAGCCACCACGACUACAAAUAAUUUACAAGUGGUUGAUGGUUUAGCCUUGAAUGAAAUAUUUAAAGGACUAACCUCAAGUUCCGAAGAAGAGAGAUCAAGAUAUGCACAAGAAUUACAUACUUAUUUAUCAUCAAUUGCAAGAGACUUAUCAACGGAACACUUCAAUAGAUACAACAAUGACAUAAACAAAACCAUAUUUGAACUACUACAUCGAGAAAAAACAUCAGAAAUAUUAGGUGGUAUUGCUGCGUUGAAUGCCUUAAUUGAAUUUGAUUCUGGUGUAGGAAAAGAGAAUGCAAGUAAAACGGCAAGAUUCUCAAAUUAUCUUGGCUCCUUGAUAUUAUCAAAUGAUCUAGUGAUUAUGAAACAGGCUACAAGAACUUUGGGACGACUAGCGACAUUGGGAGGAAAUUUGACUGGAGAUUUCGUAGAUUAUGAGGCAAAGAGAGCGAUUGAAUGGCUUCAAAGUGAUAGUCGACAACAUGAAAACAGAAGACAUGCAGCAAUAUUGAUAAUAACAGCCCUAGCAGAUUAUGCCCCGACAUUACUAUAUCCUUUGACAAAUCAAAUUUUUGAAAAUUUAUGGUCACCAAUUAGAGAUUAUAAACUAAUAAUUAGAAUAGACGCAGCCGUAGCUUUACAAAAGUGUAUGCAAAUAAUAUAUGAUAGAGACCCCACAGCUCGACUGUUUUGGAUCAAAAGAAUGAUUGAACUGGCUUCAAAGUUACUUAAUGAAAAUCAAGACAUGAAUAACGACACUGGUAGUUCUUACAAUUUAAUUCCAUCUACAUCUCAACUGAGUGAAAACAUACAUGGAUCAUUACUAGUGUAUAAAGAACUUUUAAAAUAUUAUAAAGACCCUUUUAUAGUUUCAAGAUUUGAGGUAAUUUAUGAAAACACUAUGUUGUACAAAAAUCAUAAAGUUCCAACCGUGAGGCAAGAAUUGACUAAAAUUCUCCCCUUACUUUGCAAAGUCAAUACAGAACUAUUUGUUGAGAAGUAUUUGCAUAGAACAUUUUACUAUUAUUUAUCACAAUUGAAAAAGUAUAAAAAUCAACAUAAUGAAAUUGCAAACCAGGAUAAAAGUGUGAUAUUCAAAAGCAUUGGGCUUAUAGCUAUAGAGGUGGGUAACCAAACUGCGACUUAUCUUGAUGCAAUAUUAGACAAUAUUAGAGAAGGUUUAGCUCGAAAUUUUGGAGUUCAACUGUUUGAAGCAAAUGAAAACGUAAUUACAGCGAAUAUUGCAUCAUUAUCAGCUAAUUCAAAAUAUACCACUAGUAAGAAAGAAACGGAACCAGCUAUUUUUGACUGUAUAGGAAAGCUUUCAAUAGCAGUUGGACCAGCCCUCACUAAGCAUCUACAGCGAGAUAUAUUAGACAUGAUGUUUGCAAAUUGUUCACUUUCUAAACAUAUGCAAGAUGCUUUACAAACAUUAAUCAAGAACAUACCUACUUUAACUUCAUUAAUAAAUGACAAACUACUCAAUCUACUUAGUUUGGUCUUGUCUGGUAAAGCUUUUCAACCUCCUGGUUCACCAUAUGGAAGUAUCAAGAUGAAAUCAAACCUUGCUAAAGAUUGCAGAUUAAUUAUGAUAUCAAGAGAUACAGGUCUAAGUAUCAACAAUAUUCGAGCGGAUCCACAAAAUUACGAAAGACUUGAUAGUCAAAUAAUUGUCCAAGCAUUGGAAAUGCUAGCUGCUUUUAAAUUUGAUCAUUAUCAAUUGAAUGAAUUUGUAAGAUAUUGUACUAUUAACUAUAUUGAGAGUAAUAACCUAAAAGUAAGGCUCACAGCAACUGUUACAUCAUGUGAAAUAUUUGUGAGAGAUCCUAUAUGUCAACAAGUUAGUGUAAAUGCUUUGAAUGCUGUCAAUGAAGUACUAGCUAAAUUGUUGGCAAUUUCAAUAACUGAUCCUGCUCCUGAAAUUAGAAUCGCAGGGUUAACUGUACUAGCUAAUGCUGGUAAUUUUGAUCCACAGUUGUCCCAAGCUGAUAAUGUCAGACUACUUUUCAUUGCAUUAAAUGAUGAGGUUUUUGAGGUAAGAAAAGUUGCAAUCAGAAUAUUAAGUAGAUUGUCAUCUAUAAAUCCAGCUUAUAUUGUACCAUCAUUGAGAAAAACUUUAAUCCAACUUUUAGCAAAACUUGAUUAUUCAACCACUAGCAGAAAGAAAGAGGAAACAUCUAUUUUACUAUCAAUUUUAAUAAGCAACUCGAAAGAAUUGACGAGACCUUAUGUUAAACCAAUUGUGGAGGCAUUACUACCAAAAGCAAAAGACACUAGUUCAUCAGUAGCAUCAAGUGCAAUAACAUGUUUAGGAGAUUUAGCAGUUGUUGGAGGUGAAGAUUUGAAACAAUUUAUUCCAAGUUUAAUGCCUUUAAUUUUAGAAACAUUCCAGGAUCAAAGUUCAUCAUACAAAAGAGACGCCGCUUUAAAAACAUUGGGUCAAUUAUCUUCAUCAUCCGGCUAUGUGAUUCAACCGCUACUUGAUUAUCCUCAAUUAUUAGGUAUGUUGGUAGCAAUCCUUAAAUCAGACAACUCCAUAGAAAUAAGAAGAGAAACGGUAAGGUUGUUGGGUAUAUUGGGUGCUUUAGAUCCUUAUAAACAUAGAGAAGUAGAGCAAAAUUCAAAAAGUAUACCAGCGGAACAAAAUGCACCACCAGUAGAUGUUGCAUUGUUAAUGCAAGGUAUGUCACCAUCAAAUGAAGAAUACUACCCUACAGUAGCCAUCACAAAUCUAAUGAAAAUUUUAAAAGAUCCAUCUUUGAGUUUACAUCAUACUAAAGUUAUUCAAGCUAUCAUGUACAUAUUUCAAACUUUAGGAUUAAGAUGUGUUACAUUUUUACCUCAAAUAAUUCCUGGAAUGAUUAAUGUUAUACAUACAUGUCAACAAUCAAUGUUGAAAUUCUAUUUCCAGCAGUUAGGGGAUAUAAUAGUGAUUGUGAAACAACAUAUAAGACCUUUUUUGGAUGGAAUAUUUCAAGUUAUAAAAGAUUUUUUUUAUGUGAGUCAGCUUAAUAUUCAAGUGACAAUUAUCAAUGUGAUACAGUCUGUCUCAAAAGCGUUGGAUGGCGAAUUUAAACUAUAUUUGCCAGAAGUGCUUACUUUAUUACUAAGUGUAUUUGAUGAAGACAAAUCUGCUAAAAGAGUGUCAUCAUUGCAUGUGCUCAAAAGUUUUGUUGUAUUUGGAAGUAAUAUUGAGGAGUUCGUUGAUAUCAUUAUACCUACAGUAGUAAAAAUGUUUGAAUCAGGUCCAUUUGAGUUAAGAAAAGCUGCUAUUGAGACUAUAGGUAGAUUGUCAAGAAAUGUGAUGCUUAGUGAUAUGGCGUCACGAAUUAUCCAUCCAUUACUACGUGUGAUGUCUACAGAAGAGCUACGUGAGUCUUGUAUCAACACACUAAACUUAAUGCUUUUACAAUUGGGUUCAGAAUUCACAGUAUUUAUUCCAAUUAUAAAAAAGACUUUAAUUCAAUAUAAUAUACUAGCACCAAAAUUUGAACAAUUAGUAAGUCGACUAUUAAAUGGAGAUCCAUUACCUUUACACGUUGAGGAGUACGAUAAUGGGCAUUAUGAUGCAGCUUCUUCAGAUAUGCCAUCAAAAAAACUCCCAGUUAAUCAAGCAGCUUUGAAAGUCGCAUGGGAUGCAAGUCAAAGACGUACUAAAGAAGAUUGGCAAGAUUGGAUAGGAAGAUUAAGUAAAGAAUUACUUCUUCAAAGUCCAUCGCAUGCAAUUAGAGCAUGUGCAGGGUUAGCAUCAGAUUAUUAUCCAUUAGCAAAAGAUUUAUUUAAUGCUAGUUUUGCAAGUUGUUGGAGUGAAUUAUACUCCCAACAUAAAGAAGAGUUAGUUCAAUCAUUUUGUAUUGCCCUUUCAUCACCUACCAAUCCUCCAGAAAUUCAUCAAAUCUUAUUAAAUUUGGCUGAGUUUAUGGAACAUGAUGAUAAGUCUUUACCAAUCGCUAUAAGUACUUUAGGUCAAUAUGCUCAACGUUGCCACGCAUUUGCAAAAGCACUUCAUUAUAAAGAAUUGGAAUUUUACGAGGAACCUACUACCCCAACUAUUGAGUCGUUGAUUAGCAUUAACAAUCAACUCCAACAAUCUGAUGCAGCAAUUGGUAUUUUAAAGCAUGCACAACUUCAUCAUGAUUUGCAAUUGAAAGAAACUUGGUACGAGAAAUUGCAUAGAUGGAAUGAUGCGUUAAAGGCGUAUAAUGAAAGAGAAAAAGUUGAACCAGACAAUAUGGAAAUCACUAUGGGUAAAAUGAGAUGUUUUCAUGCUUUAGGAGAAUGGGAACAACUAUCAGAAUUAGCUCGCAGCAAAUGGGAUAAUACAAGUAGUGAUGUUAAGAGAAGUGUGGCUCCACUAGCUGCAGCUGCUGCAUGGGGUUUAGGACAAUGGGAUAGAAUGGACUCAUGUAUUAAAGUGAUGAAAACUGCAUCACCAGAUAAAGCAUUUUUUAACGCCAUUUUGAGCUUACAUAGAAAUAAUUUUGAAGAUGCUUCAGAGAAUAUUUUAAAAGCUAGAGACCUUUUGGUAACGGAAAUUACAGCAUUAGUUAGUGAAAGUUAUAAUAGAGCAUAUGGUGUUGUUGUGAGGGUACAAAUGUUGGCAGAAUUAGAGGAAAUAAUUAAAUAUAAAUGCUUACCACAAGGGUCAGAGAAGAGAGCUAUUAUGCGUAAAACUUGGAACACACGAUUACUUGGUUGUCAAAGAAACGUAGAUAUAUGGCAGAGAAUGUUAAAAGUUAGAGCAUUAGUUAUAAAACCGAAGCAAGAUAUGGACAUGUGGAUUAAAUUUGCAAAUCUUUGUCGGAAAUCAGGAAGAUUGAAUUUAGCAGAAAAAUCUUUGAACUUAUUGCUAGAAGAAGGUUCACCUGAAAAUCCGUCAAGAGCUCCCCCACAAGUUGUUUAUGCUCAACUAAAAUACAUGUGGACCAAAGGACAAAGGCCAGAAGCUUUACGUCAUUUAGUUGAUUUUACGACAAGAAUGUCUCAAGAUUUAGGAUUGAAUCCAAAUGAUUUGAUAACACAACCAUUACCUUCUGAGGGACCUGGCAUACCGAAGCAUGUUGAUGAAUACACCAAAUUAUUGGCUCGAUGUUUCUUGAAACAAGGUGAAUGGCAAAUUGCAUUGAAUAACAAUUGGAGAUCAGAAACUUCCGAAAUCAUAUUAGGUGCUUACUUAUUAGCUACUCAUUUUGAUAAUAAAUGGUAUAAAGCAUGGCAUAAUUGGGCUCUUGCAAAUUUUGAAGUUAUUUCAUUGUACACUAGUCAAAAUCAAGGGGAAGAAAAAAAAUCAAAUGAUCUCGAUGGAACUAUCCAUAUACAACAAACUAAUGUGAUUCCAAUUGAAGCAGUCCAAAGACAUGUCAUUCCGUCCAUUAAAGGAUUUUUCCAUUCAAUUGCAUUAUCAAAUUCAAACUCACUUCAGGAUAUGUUAAGAUUGCUCACUUUAUGGUUUAAAUUUGGUGGUAUACCAGAGGCAGCUAAAGCUAUGAAUGAGGGCUUUAAUAUGGUUAAAAUCGAUACUUGGUUAGAAGUUAUUCCACAAUUGAUUUCACGUAUACAUCAACCAAAUGAAAUUGUUAGUAGAUCGUUGUUUGGUUUAUUAACCGACUUGGGCAAAGCUCACCCUCAAGCAUUAGUUUAUCCAUUAGCCGUAGCUAUCACUUCAGAAUCAGCCAGUAGAAAAAAGGCAGCUCAAUCUAUCAUAGAAAAAAUGAGGUUCCAUUCUUCAGUCUUAGUUGAUCAAGCAGAAUUAGUCAGUAGAGAAUUGAUAAGAGUUGCCGUCUUGUGGCAUGAACAAUGGUAUGAAGGUUUGGAAGAUGCUUCAAGAUUAUUUUUCGGUGAACAUAAUACAGACAAAAUGUACGAAGUUUUGGAACCGUUACAUCAAAUGCUACAAAGAGGUCCAGAAACAAUUAGAGAACAGGCAUUUGCAAAUGCUUUUGGUAGAGAAUUAGCGGAUGCAUUUGAAUGGGUCUUGAACUUUAGACGUACAAAAGAUAUUACGAAUUUGAAUCAAGCUUGGGAUAUAUAUUAUAAUGUUUUUAGGAGAAUUACUAGACAAUUACCACAACUUGUUAGUCUUGAAUUACAGUUUGUUUCACCUAUGUUAGAGAAAGCUCAUGAUUUGGAAUUGGCUGUACCUGGAACUUAUGAGGCUGGUAAACCUGUGCUCAGAAUCAUUGGAUUUGAUCCAACUUUUUCAGUAAUUUCAUCAAAACAAAGACCUCGUAAGUUGUCAUGUAGAGCAAGUAAUGGUAAAGUAUACCAAUAUGUUUUGAAAGGUCACGAAGAUAUAAGACAAGAUAAUUUAGUAAUGCAACUAUUUGGACUAGUCAAUACCUUAUUAGUCAACGAUCCAGAAUGUUUCAAAAGACAUCUAGACAUACAACAAUAUCCUGCAAUACCACUUUCUCCUAAAGUUGGCCUAUUAGGUUGGGUUCCAAAUAGUGACACUUUUCAUAUGCUUAUUAAAGGGUAUAGAGAAUCAAGAAGUAUUAUGUUGAAUAUCGAACAUCGUUUAUUGUUGCAAAUGGCACCUGACUAUGAUAUCCUAACGCUAUUGCAAAAAGUUGAAGUAUUUACGAGUGCAUUAGAUAAUACAAGAGGUCAAGAUUUAUACAAAGUGUUAUGGUUGAAAUCAAAAUCAUCAGAAGCUUGGUUGGAUAGAAGAACCACAUAUACUAGAUCUUUGGCGGUUAUGUCUAUGGUUGGCUAUAUUUUAGGUCUAGGUGAUAGACAUCCUUCUAAUUUAAUGCUUGACAGAAUUACUGGUAAGGUUGUACAUAUUGAUUUUGGUGAUUGUUUUGAAGCUGCAAUUUUGAGAGAGAAAUAUCCUGAAAAAGUUCCAUUUAGGUUGACCAGAAUGUUGAACUAUGCUAUGGAAGUUAGUGGUAUUGAAGGGUCUUUUAGAAUUACAUGUGAACAAGUAAUGAGAGUAUUGAGAGAUAACAAAGAAUCAUUGAUGGCCAUUUUAGAAGCAUUUGCCUAUGAUCCUUUAAUCAAUUGGGGUUUUGAUUUUCCAACAAAAACUUUAGCUGAAGCCACAGGUAUCAAAGUUCCGCAAGUUAAUAUAGUCGAGCUAUUGAGAAACGGUCAGAUAGAUGAACAAGAGGCUAAUCGAUUACAGAAACAAAACGAUUUGGAGAUUAGAAAUGCUAGAGCAGGUUUAGUUUUGAGAAGAAUAACAGACAAGUUGACUGGGAAUGAUAUUAAGAGAUUGAAAGCUUUGGAUGUUCCUACUCAAGUUGACAAAUUAAUACAACAGGCUACGAGUGUUGAGAACUUAUGUCAACACUAUAUUGGAUGGUGUUCGUUCUGGUGA